AUGAAGCCCGCACGGCAGGCCAAGACGGCCCUCGUCAUCAUCGACGUGCAGAACGGCUUCAAGCACCCGACGCACUGGGGAAGCAGUCGCAACAACCCAGCCUGCGAGGACAAUAUCAGCAAGCUCAUCACUGCAGCUCGAGAUUUCAACAAGAGCAACAGCAGCAGCAGCUCCGCCAGCGCCAUUGAGAUAUGCCACGUCCAUCACCACAGCCUGCAGACCGGCUCCCUGCUUUACCCCGGCGCCCAGGUGGUGUCGGCCCCUGAUGCCGCCUCUCACACGACAACGACGACUACGACUACGACGACUCUCGAUGCCGUCUCGCCGCAAGAAUUCGCCAAGCCGCAAGACGGCGAGCCCGUGUUCGUCAAGAACGUCAACUCGGCCUUUAUCGGCACCAAGCUGGAGGCUCAUCUCCGGCAGCGCAAGGUGCGGCAGAUCAUCAUCUGCGGACUCACGACGGACCACUGUGUCAGCACGUCGACGCGGAUGGCAGGAAACCUCCGGAUCACGGCCGGCGAGGAUGGCGAAGGGGACGUGGUGCUCGUCGGGGACGCGUGUGCCACGUUUGCCAAGGGCGACUUUGACGCUGAUCUGGUGCACAGGGUGAGCCUGGCGAGCCUGGAUGGGGAGUUUGCACAGGUCCUCGAGACGACAGAGGUG
Microdochium trichocladiopsis is the source of this 663-nucleotide messenger RNA. Its product is annotated as Isochorismatase-like protein. The annotation marks the transcript as partial. NCBI's taxonomy places the organism in Eukaryota, Fungi, Ascomycota, Sordariomycetes, Xylariales, Microdochiaceae. The transcript has a single exon. The record is from RefSeq and is a predicted model, not a curated record.